AUGAGGUUAGGAGUCUAAACAUUAUUGUAUUGUUUGUGUUGUGUCUUUAUUAUGUAGUAUAAUUUAAUAAUAACAUGAGUUCACAUAGCCAAGAAAACGAGGAGCCGACUUCUACUAAUGCCGACAUUGAGAGCGAAGCGGGUGGCAGUCAUAAUGACGAAGCAUCGCAGCUGAGGCCGCCCGCCAAGCGGCAGAAUUCAGUCGCUGUUAUAGAAAUAUCUGAUACAGAAAGCGACGACUCUGAUAUUUGCGCGGUCAAUACUUAUCAAGCGUCUGCAGAUGAAGUUAAAAGAAUUCGUAGAGCCGAAUAUUCCUCAUCGUCGUCAUCUUCCGAUUACAGCUCAGAUUCAGAAUCUCCUUGGGAGGAUGACUCCAUAGUUGUGCAGGAUAAAACAGAACCAAAACUAGAAAUAGCACAGUUGAACAUUAGAGCCAAUAGAAUGGAUGCACCAAAGUUAAACAUAGCUUUUAAGUCGGAUGAUCUUGUAGAUUCUCUGAAGUUACAUUGGAAGGAGGAGAAGGACAUGACCACCAAAGAUGUGACAUUUACUAAUGACCCGUUCAAACUGUGCCUGCUGCACAACGUCCUGGAGAAUGCCGAGAUCAUUAACAACAUUGUAGAUGAUAUGAAUACUUUGGACUGGUCUCGAAAGAAAAUGGACCUCUAUGAGUUUCAUCAGACAACCGAUCUGGCUAACUUGACUUGGCAGAGGAGUAUCCGGGGCAUAUACGAGUUGUUCAAAACAGAGUUAAUGAGUUUGGUGUCGGCGGUGACGGGGCUGGAGCUGGCGUCGGUGUCGGCGUCGUGCUCGCUGUACGGCCCCGGCGACCACCUGCUCGUGCACGACGACCGCCUCGGCGACCGCCGCGUCGCCUUUAUCCUCUACCUCGCGCCCUGGGUGCCGCGCCCACGCCCCAAACCCAAACCCAUCCAAAAUGGGGCAAACCAUAGUGAGGACGGCGUCGCGGCGGCGACUGCGGGCGGCUGGCGCGAGGACAUGGGCGGCGCGCUGCAGCUGCUGCGGGGUGCGGACGUGCGCCGGCACGUGCUCCCCGCCAACAACAUGCUCGCCUUCUUUCCCGUGGGGCCCGGCUCCUUCCACCAGGUGCUGGAGGUGACCUCCAUGGAGCUGCCGCGCCUGUCGAUCAACGGCUGGUUUCACGGGCCGGGGCCGGAGCCCGAGGCGCCGACGGGCGAGGCGCCGGCGCUGGGGCGGCCGCACGGCGAGGUGGUGCUGCUCGACCAGUGGGUGGAGAGUACGUACAUGUCGCCGCGCGCGCGGGCGCAGGUCGCGGCCCAGAUGGAGUGCGCCAGCGAGGUGUGCCUGCGGGACUUCCUGCUGCCGGCGCAGUACGAGCGCCUGCUGGCGGAGUUGCCGGGCGCGACGUGGCGGUGGGCGGAGCCGGCGCACGCGGGCCGGUACGAGGUGGCGGCGGACGCGGGCGGCGCGGCGGGCGAGCUGCUCCGGCUGGCGGGCGGCGCGGCGUGGCUGCGGCUGGCGGCGGACUGCACGGGGCUGGCGUUGACGCGGCUGGCGACGCCGCAGCUGCAGCGCUGGCGCGGCGGCGGCUGGCGCGUGCUGCCGGCACGUGAGGCGUACGCGGCGGCGCGGCUGGAGGCGGUGCUGUACCUGGGCGUGCCGGCGCACGUGCUGGCGGGCGGCGCGACGACGUACGCGGCGCCGGAGGAGGCGGGCGAGGGCGCGCUGGUGACGGUGCCGCCGGUCUCCAACGCGCUCAGCCUGGUGUACUGUGACGCGGGCGCCGCCUCCUUCACCAAGUACGUGAGCCGGCUCACGAUGAGCGAGGACGAGUGCUUCUACAUGCUGACAUGCACGUACAGCGAGUGAGUGCUCACUCACGGAGCCGCUUCCUCUACCUCCCUCCCCCCGCCCGCCUCAUAGUAUUAACUUGCACCGACGUACUCCCGGUGCGACGACAGUAAUAUAUGCAAUCUAAUUUUUUGUUGCGUGACUGUCGAGUUACACAUUUUAUUGUAUUCACCGCUCCGACGAUGGAGCCGAGUGAUCGCGCCAGCGUUUUGACUCCGUCGGCUCACCUUAAACUCGAUGCUGUACAUUGUUAAAUAAAUACACGAGUGAUUGUAUAUAAUAAUAAGUAAAUAAUAUAGUUUUAUAUACAUAGGAGCAUUCAGCAGGAGCAUUCAGACAUAUUUUUGUACACCAGAUUAGUCUCGAAAAAGUAGCAGUAGGAAAGGAACGAAAGCGAGGUAGUGGACAGAGUUUGUACUCUAUUCGAUUUAAAUAAUUGUGAACGUUCGUUAGCAACGAGCGAAUACUGUGAGUCUCUCGAUCGUAGACCGCGACGUGACUCGCGCGGCGGUCGGCAGAUCUUCCCUCGGGCUCAUUACUCAUUACUAGUAGAAUUGUCUCGAAGAUACUAUCAUUUAAUUUAUCGACAGGAUGAAAUUUGACCACAUGCAUAACAUACAUUUUACAUAAUAUAUUUUAUUGAAAAUGCAAUAAUAAUUUAGUUAUUCGGAUUGUAAAAAUAUACCACUGUUCGUAAAAAUUUACGAUUGGAGGUAAAUAAUGGGUAAGCGACUUUAGUCGGCGCGGUGGCAUUAUAGCGCGCAGUCGCACCUGCGUGUGGUUCGGCCGUCGGCAGCGACCGGCAACGAGCGCGGGGCGCGGGGGAAUCGGUGGGGGCGGCUCGAGCCUCGAGACUGCGGAUAGUUUUAUUAAACUAUUUGUGUUGUAAAUAUUUUAUGUCAUACAACAGUGUUCAAUCUG
Molecule: messenger RNA, 2753 nt
Organism: Aricia agestis (brown argus)
Lineage: Eukaryota; Metazoa; Arthropoda; Insecta; Lepidoptera; Lycaenidae
Gene: sud1
Product: prolyl 3-hydroxylase sudestada1
Exons: 5
Coding region: 75-1850 (591 amino acids)
Biological process (GO): regulation of translational termination; peptidyl-proline hydroxylation
Cellular component (GO): cytoplasm
Molecular function (GO): L-ascorbic acid binding; peptidyl-proline dioxygenase activity; iron ion binding
Source: RefSeq, a predicted model, not a curated record